AUGCUCCUGUUUGGCUACCCUAUUUAUCUCUUCUGGAAUGUCUCCGGUGGCCGUGUUGGGUAUGAUGGCCGCUCUUACAACAAGACGAGGCCCUCCCACUUCAACCCUGAAGGUGGUCUCUUUCCUCCUCACAUGAAGGAGAAGGUUCUCCUCAGUGUCCUAGGUUGCGCCAUCAGUCUUCUCAUCGCAGCCUAUUGCACGACGAUUGUAGGCUUUCACAACGUGAUGUUGUGGUAUGGCUACCCUUAUCUCUUUACUAACGGUUGGCUUACCCUCUACACAUCCCUGGAACAUACACAUAAAGAUGUCCCUCAUUACGGUGAUGAGGCCUUCACCUUCAUCAGAGGGGCUCUAACUUCUAUCGACCGUCCAUCUUAUGGUUUUUUUUCUUCUUGUUUCCAUCACGAUGUCGGUGAUACACAUGUGCUGCAUCAUAUCGACUCGAGGAUACCUUGCUAUCACGCGAGGGAAGCUACUGAAGCUAUCAAACCUGUUCUUGGACAUUACUACAGAGAAGACAACACCCCAAUAGUGAAGGCGUUUUUGCGCGCUCAUAGAGAUUGCAAGUUCAUUCGAGGCCUCACUGGUGUCCAAUUCUAUGAGCCCGGGCAGUCUGCGGAGUUCUUCGGUCGUAGUCUCCGUCUGCCAUUGGAAGGUGCUCUAGAGAGCACUGGAGUUGCUGCUGAGGCCAAUGCUACUCCCGAAUCUGAGGAAGUCAGGAAGGAGAUCCGUGAUGAGAUCGAUCAUCUGGUGGGCGCAGCCUUGCGUAUCCGCGAUGAUGAGGUCAGUACUGCUCGCGGCCGCCUGCGCAGAGGCCCUCCAGUUGUGGGUUCGACCGUACUUGUCUAUGAGGCCGGGAUCGCUGGCAAAGGGGGAACUUAUAAUCGACAACCUUAUGUCGUUGAUGAUAUUUUUGAUGGCACAACCUUAAAACUAUCUAAGGUUGGUGAACCAUCUUCUGUUAGAACUAGUCAUUACUUGAAUGUUCGUCCGUACUAUGGAUCAUCCGCGGGGCAUGUGAGAUAUUGA
This is a messenger RNA of Perkinsus marinus ATCC 50983, 1029 nucleotides long. RefSeq lists its product as hypothetical. The transcript has a single exon. The record is from RefSeq and is a predicted model, not a curated record. Gene Ontology annotation, molecular function: oxidoreductase activity. Lineage: Eukaryota; Perkinsozoa; Perkinsida; Perkinsidae. Gene Ontology annotation, biological process: lipid metabolic process. The coding region runs from base 1 to 1029 and encodes 342 amino acids.